GCGAACUCCAAAUCCAAAAAGAUUUGGGGGUAUCAAAGAUUAUUCUACUGGAGGAUCUGCGGCCGCCAUCACAUCGCCGGACAGUGGAGUUGGAGGGAGACAGAGAGGAUGCAUUCGUUCGCGUACCGCCUGAACACCCUCCUCACCUUCUCUCUCCUCCUCCUCGCCGUCCUCUGCGGCGCCGCCUCCUUUCUCGACGCCUUCAAUUCCCCCCUGUCCGCCUCCUCCUCCCAUGUCCAAGCCAGUGCCCAGGUGCUUAAGGUUAAUCGGUUUCGGAGGCAGCUGAAUGGGGCUGAUGAGGUUAGCUUGACAUUCAAUGUUUCUUUGGACGUGCAGCCACUGUUUACAUGGAAUACGAAGCAGGUUUUUGUCUUCCUUGCUGCUGAGUACGAAACUCCAAAGAAUGCCCUUAACCAGAUCUCGCUAUGGGAUCACAUAAUCCUGGAUAAGGACCAGGCAAAGUUCCAGACAAAGGUGACCACCAAGUAUCCUCUAAUCGAUCAGGGAAGCAAUCUCCGUGGUAGAAAAGUUGAUCUUAUUCUCCACUGGCAUGUUAUGCCUAAGACUGGCAGAAUGAUCCGAGACAAGCUGCACCUAUCAGACUUCCAUCUGCCGGAGGCUUAUACGUAGGAGGUUCUGAGGAUCUGGAGACACCGCGAUCCGGCAGCACGGAGCUGUGGAACGUCAUCAACAUGACGGGCGACGACUACCCGCUGCACCCGCACCUGGCGACGUUUCAGGCGAACAAGGUGGUGGAGCUGGUGGACCUGGCGGCCUUCGGCAGCUGCAUGACUACUGCAAAGGGGGACGCGUCGAGAUGCAACGUGGGGGCGCACGCUGUGGGGAGGGAGCCGCCGGUGCCGGACCAAGAGAAGACGUGGAAGAACAUAGUGAAGAUGGAACCGGGUUACAUGACGACGGUGGUGGUGGUGGCGUUCAAGCUGGUGGCCGCGACCCAGAGCUAUGUGAAUUCGCUCCCAUCUCUCUCUCUUUGGUUUGCCGCUUCAUCGUUUCCUCCUUACUGGAUACUGCCUUCUGCAAAUACUGGAUCAUGAAGACAAUGCUAUGAUGUGUCCACUAAAAUUGCUGCCUUGAAAGAGAGAGAGAGAGAGAGAGAGAGAGUCUCAGAAGAAGAAAGUAUUGAAGACAGGCGAUGGUUGCUGCAUUGUGUGGAUUGCAUUUGUAUGCCAAUGAAGAAUAAGGACGGCAUUGGAGUUACUAGUAGAGAUGAGGCUGCAUGAUACUACUUUGACCAAGUCAACUGCAAUAAACUAUAAAUGAAUUCUGGUCUGUCACUC
This is a messenger RNA of Musa acuminata AAA Group (dessert banana), 1298 nucleotides long. RefSeq names its product signal peptidase complex subunit 3A-like. Gene Ontology annotation, biological process: protein targeting to ER. Gene Ontology annotation, cellular component: signal peptidase complex; membrane. The coding region runs from base 109 to 630 and encodes 173 amino acids. The record is from RefSeq and is a predicted model, not a curated record. The transcript has 7 exons. NCBI's taxonomy places the organism in Eukaryota, Viridiplantae, Streptophyta, Magnoliopsida, Zingiberales, Musaceae.